Messenger RNA from Parnassius apollo (apollo), 558 nucleotides. The record is from the annotation of a GenBank genome assembly. NCBI's taxonomy places the organism in Eukaryota, Metazoa, Arthropoda, Insecta, Lepidoptera, Papilionidae.
AUGUUACCUAAAUUUACUGAAACUAAUACGCUAUUUCAGAGUGAGACUCCAAUGAUCACAAAACUUAACACUAAAAUGAACGAUCUCUUUCACGAACUUUUAUCGACAUAUAUGACAACGGCACACAUUGCAAACACUGAACUAGAAAAAAUUGACCCAACUGACGAAAACAAUUUCAAAAAUUUGGAUGACAUCUACCUGGGCUUGGGAGUAUCUAAACAGUUUUCAACAAAUGAAAUAGCAGCAGAGAAAAAAAAGGAUUUCAAAAAGAAAUGCCGAAAUUUUUUGAUUAAAGCGUGCGUAGGCAUCCGCAAAAGAUUCGCGCUAAAUGAUCCAGUAUUGGUUGGGAUAUCCAAAUUGGAUCCUGAGACAUGUCUCGAUAUCUCAGAUCGCGAUGAAUCAAUUCAAUAUAUACUAAGCUUAAUGCCAAGAUUGACAUCAACUUCUAUGAUAGAACAACAAGCUUUGGAUGACCAAUGGAGAAAAUUGCCAAAGUUAAAAGGAAAUUUCGAUGCUGCAAUACGGCCUGAUGAAUUCUGGCACAAGGUUAGUAACUAA